Pyricularia oryzae 70-15 is the source of this 2112-nucleotide messenger RNA. RefSeq names its product metacaspase-1. Gene Ontology annotation, molecular function: cysteine-type endopeptidase activity. The coding region runs from base 358 to 1548 and encodes 396 amino acids. The record is from RefSeq and is a predicted model, not a curated record. Lineage: Eukaryota; Fungi; Ascomycota; Sordariomycetes; Magnaporthales; Pyriculariaceae. Gene Ontology annotation, biological process: proteolysis. The transcript is spliced from 6 exons.
GUACUUCGUACAAACGAACGAGAGCUAACAAUAGUAACCUCAGCUCAGCUGCCAACAAACCCCACCAAAUCUCCAUAUGCCCCGCCCCACUAUCUGAUCUCCAAACACAACGACAACCCUUGGAAUCCAUUGGUGCUGUUUCGAAGCUUACCUUUGGAUAGCCACCAGCCAAGGUUGUGUUUUGGACCGCUUCUCCUUCUAACUAGUCUAGAACCUAGUAACCUACCAAUCCUUCCAGGUCAGGUCCCACGAACGAAUUUUAAUUUUUUUUUUCAUUAGGAAGCAACAAACGAAUCAAGCGCCGUCUCUCUAUAGCACGACUGGUACAGCAAUAUCUGAGAUAUCCACACCUUCACAAUGAGCGGUUAUCCCGGUCAAGGAUAUCAAGGUCAGGGCUACGGCCAAGGCUAUGGCCAAGGUUAUCCUCCUCAAGGAGGGUACUACCCACCGCAGCCUGGUUAUGGCGGAUAUCCCCCACAGCCGCCUCCGCCACAGCACUACCAGUAUGGUCCGCCUCAGGGCGGUUACCAGUACCCGCCUCAGGACGGAUCUCGGGCAGGACCCAGCGAUCAAGCUCAUCAACCGCCACAGGGCAUGCAGCAAUUUGGACACGGAGCACCUUCGGAUUAUGCCUUCCAGUACUCGCAGUGUACAGGCAAGAGGAAGGCUCUGCUCAUCGGAAUCAACUACUUUGGUCAAGAGGGCGAGCUCCGCGGCUGCAUCAACGAUGUUCGCAAUCUCUCCAACUUCUUGAUGGAGUUUUACCAGUACCGCCGUGAGGACAUGGUCCUCCUUACAGAUGAUGCGCAGGAUCCCAUGUCUCAGCCCACAAGGGACAACAUCGUCCGUGCUAUGCACUGGCUUGUUGAGGGCGCGCAGCCAAACGACUCGUUGUUUUUCCACUACUCUGGCCACGGAGGACAAACUGAGGAUCUCGAUGGAGACGAGGACGAUGGAUACGAUGAGGUGAUAUACCCUGUCGACUUCCGGGCGAACGGUCACAUUGUCGACGAUGACAUGCACCUUUGGAUGGUGCAACCCCUCCAGGCGGGUGUUCGUCUAACUGCCAUCUUUGACUCUUGUCACUCUGGCACUGCCCUAGACCUUCCAUACGUGUACUCAACCAGCGGUGUUCUCAAAGAGCCGAACUUGGCCAAGGAGGCCGGUGUUGGUCUGCUUGGUGCCGUCCAGUCCUACGCUAGGGGCGACCUGGGCGGUGUUGCGACCAGCCUAUUCGGUUUUGCCAAGAAGGCUUUCAGUGACAAGCAGGCGCGCGACAGAACCAUGCGCACCAAGACAUCCCCGGCUGAUGUUAUCAGCUGGUCAGGCAGCAAGGACGACCAAACAUCUGCCGAUGCCACGAUUGCAUCCCAAGCCACCGGAGCCAUGUCGUACGCCUUUGUGUCCGCUCUGAGGGCAAACAGGAACCAGACUUACAACCAGCUGCUCAACAGCAUCCGAGACAUUUUGGAGGGACAGUACAGCCAGAAACCUCAGCUAUCCUGCUCACACCCACUGGAUACCGAAAACGUGUGGUUUGUCAUGUAAAGCGCUACACUCUACCAACAGACUACGGAUAGCUAGAGGCUGUUUCGAUUCAUCAUGGAAUCAUGAUUAGCAACGUUGGUUUUCUGGAAUUGUCUUGCCAUUCGGUCUGUGGGGGUCAUCCAUGACCGCAAAUGUUCUUUGUUAUGCUGAUAGGCGUUUCAAUGUCAUUUGUCACACCGUGACAAAGGCCAAAUUGUCCACUCCUGCCUGGCUGGCAUCCAGGGCGUUGGUCAUUUCAAGUUGGAUCCGUAAGGCUUUUUGGGGCACGACUCAUCUUGGCAGUAUAAAUUGAUAGUGAUCGACGGCAGGGCUCGGCAUCUUGGACAGGGGCUGUACAUAGUAGUUUAUCCACAAUUAUGUUAAAUGGGAAACAAGAAGCAAAUGCCAAAAUGAGAAGGGAGAAGGAGAAACGACGGGUCUCCUGUGAUUUAGAUAACACCAUGGUCUUCGCGUUGUGGCGGCAUCCAAGGCAGCAGGAAAACUGUUGCACUAAAAACAUCGUCAAAAACGAAGGCCUCCGUCAAUGACUAAUGCCAGUGACUUUGGUAAAUAUAGCCUGCAACA